Boleophthalmus pectinirostris (great blue-spotted mudskipper) is the source of this 440-nucleotide messenger RNA. RefSeq names its product protein zntC-like. The record is from RefSeq and is a predicted model, not a curated record. The transcript has 5 exons. Lineage: Eukaryota; Metazoa; Chordata; Actinopteri; Gobiiformes; Gobiidae. Bases 16 to 384 code for a protein of 122 amino acids.
AGAAAAUCUUAUUUCAUGAUCAGAAGACUUGUAACACCUGUCAUACAACAUCAAUUUGCCUGGAGCAUUCUUUUCUUCUCUUCCUAUAAAUACAGACCCAACACGCACCUGAGCACACAUCGCCCAUUUCCGCACCAGAACAGUCUCACCACAUCCUCAGACACCAUGAGUGACACAGAGAAAGAGCACAAGGAGAAGGAGGAGAAGAAAGAGAAGAAGGAACACGGAGAGGGAUCCGAGUCUGGAUCAGAAUCCGGAUCAUGCGAGGAGGGAUCCGGAGGAGAAGGAAAGGGGAAAAAGAAGCAUGGGAAAAAGGGAGGAAAAGGUCAUGGGCAUGGUCAUGGUCAUGGACACGGUCAUGGACACGGCAAAGGGGACGAUUAAAGUGGUGCUCCGCAUCUGUAGUAAUUACUGAUGUCAAUAAAUGAUGUUAAAAAUUA